Molecule: messenger RNA, 396 nt
Organism: Peronospora farinosa
Lineage: Eukaryota; Oomycota; Peronosporomycetes; Peronosporales; Peronosporaceae
Source: the annotation of a GenBank genome assembly
AUGAUGGGAGGCAACGAAUUUUCCGUCACGCCUGGCGUUAACCAGGAUGCAAACGACAUUGCGGGGGGACCUGCUACGGAGCAUGUGGGCGCCAUUACCAGUGGGAGUGGUAAUACUUGCUCACUCGGUGUAGAUGGUCUCGUGAUCACUGUGUCGUUAAACGAUGUGCGGCCGGUGAUGCCGGAAAAACAAGAUACUGUGGUCAUCUUGUCAGGCGAUGAAGCAGGCACUAAGGGCUCGCUGCUCGGUCGAGAAGCUUUUGCGCACUCUCAAUUCAAAGAGCAACGACUCUAUCUAUCUACACUGUUAUUGUGCAAGUUGCUUACCGUGGGUAGGUAUGUGAACAUUCAUGAAGCGAUACCAGACACCGUUCACGAUUCGAUUGUCGUGUUUUGA